Messenger RNA from Lethenteron reissneri (Far Eastern brook lamprey), 1902 nucleotides. RefSeq names its product oocyte zinc finger protein XlCOF6-like. NCBI's taxonomy places the organism in Eukaryota, Metazoa, Chordata, Hyperoartia, Petromyzontiformes, Petromyzontidae. Gene Ontology annotation, biological process: regulation of transcription by RNA polymerase II. Gene Ontology annotation, cellular component: PcG protein complex; transcription regulator complex; chromatin. The record is from RefSeq and is a predicted model, not a curated record. Gene Ontology annotation, molecular function: DNA-binding transcription factor activity, RNA polymerase II-specific; RNA polymerase II cis-regulatory region sequence-specific DNA binding.
AUGGAGCAGAGACGCUCUCCACAGCCCCACGCACACGGGGGCAAGGAACAAUUCAAUUGCUCUGUGUGUGGGAAGGCAUUUUCAUGGUCAUCAAGUCUUAAGAGACACCAGAGAACACACACGGAUGAGCAGCCAUUCCUGUGCUCUGUGUGUGGGAAAACAUUUGCACACUCAUCACAUCUUCAGAGUCAUCAGAGAACACACACGGGCGAGAAGCCAUUCCUGUGCCCUGUGUGUGGGAAGACAUUUGCACAGGCAUCACAUCUUCAGAGUCAUCAGAGAACACACACGGGCGAGAAGCCAUUCCUGUGCCCUGUGUGCGGGAAGACAUUUGCACAAUCGACAACUCUUCAAACUCAUCAGAGAACGCACACGGGCGAGAAGCCAUUCCUGUGCCCUGUGUGUGGGAAGGCAUUUGCACGGUCAUCAACUCUUCAAACUCAUCAGAGAAUGCACACGGGCGAGAAGCCAUUCCUGUGCCCUGUGUGUGGGAUGACAUUUGCAAAGUCAUCAAAUCUUCAUAGUCAUCAGAGAACACACACGGGCGAGAAGCCAUUCCUGUGCCCUGUGUGUGGGAAGACAUUUGCAAAGUCAUCAAAUCUUCAUAGUCAUCAGAGAACACACACGGGCGAGAAGCCAUUCCUGUGCCCUGUGUGUGGGAAGGCAUUUGCAGACUCAUCAACUCUUCAUAGUCAUCAGAGAACACACACGGGCGAGAAGCCAUUCCUGUGCCCUGUGUGUGGGAAGGCAUUUGCAGACUCAUCAACUCUUAAUAGUCAUCAGAGAACACACACGGGCGAGAAGCCAUUCCUGUGCCCUGUGUGUGGGAAGACAUUUGCAAAGUCAUCAAAUCUUCAUAGUCAUCAGAGAACACACACGGGCGAGAAGCCAUUCCUGUGCCCUGUGUGUGGGAAGGCAUUUGCAGACUCAUCAACUCUUCAUAGUCAUCAGAGAACACACACGGGCGAGAAGCCAUUCCUGUGCUCUGUGUGUGGGAAGAAAUUUGCACACUCAUCAACCAGGAACGGGCAUCAAAAGCCCCACGCACACGGAGGCAAGAAGCCAUUCAAUUGCUCUGUGUGUGGGAAGGAAUUUUCACGGCAAUCAAAUCUUAAGAGACACCAGAGAACACACACGGGCGAGAAGCCCUUCCUGUGCCAUGUGUGUGGGAAGACUUUUGCAAAGUCAUCACAUCUUCAAGACCAUCAGAAAACACACACGGGCGAGAAGCCAUUCUUGUGUCCUGUGUGUGGGAAGAAAUUUGCACAGUCAUCACAUCUUCAGAGUCAUCAGAGAACACACACUGGCGAGAAGCCAUUCCUGUGCCCUGUGUGUGGGAAGACAUUUUCACGGCCAUCACGUCUUAAAAUACACAAGAGGACACACACUGGCGAGAAGCCGUUCCUGUGCUCUGUGUGUGGGAAGACAUUUGCUCAGUCAUCACAUCUUCAUAUUCAUCAAAGAAAACACACGGGCGAAAAGCCAUUCCUGUGCCCUGUGUGUGGGAAGAAAUUUGCAAACUCAUCACAUCUUCAGAGUCAUCAGAGAACACACACGGGCCAGAAGCCAUUCCUGUGCCCUGUGUGUGGGAAGAAAUUUGCAAACUCAUCAAAUCUUCAGAGUCAUCAGAGAACACACACGGGCGAGAAGCCAUUCCUGUGCCCUGUGUGUGGGAAGACAUUUGCACAGUCAUCACAUCUUCAGAGUCAUCAGAGAACACACACGGGCGAGAAGCCAUUCCUGUGCCCUGUGUGUGGGAAGAAAUUUGCAAACUCAUCACAUCUUCAGAAUCAUCAGAGAACACACACGGGCGAGAAGCCAUUCCUGUGCCCUGUGUGUGGUAAGAAAUUUGCAAGGUCAUCACAUCUUCAGAGUCAUCAGAAAACACACACGGGCGACAAG